AUGGAUUCUGAUAUGGAUAUUCUGACGACGACGCACAGUUUAUACCAUUCCACGCUAGAGGGUCAUUGGAAUGAAGCUUUGACGAUAUACAAAAACAAGGUGAGUAUUAUUCACGAUAAACCGAUCAACAGCUACGGCGACACAGUGUUGCAUGUGGCGGUGAACGACCACAGGGAAGAUAUGGUGGAGAAUCUACUGAUGGAAAUCACGAGACUUGGGUCGUUGUCGGCGCUGAAAACAAAGAAUCAUCGAGGGGAUACCCCACUGCACUGUGCGGCGUCAAGAGGGUCCCUCGAGAUGUGCAAGUGCAUCGCCGAAGCUCAACGGGACACCCAACUGAUUGAAGCUCGCAACGAGAAAGGAGAGACUCCUCUCUUCUUGGCCGCUCUUCACGGCCAUAUGGAUGCUUUCCUUUACCUACACUCUCGUUGCCCCGACCCAAGUAGUGGCCUCUGGAAAAGAUCCAGCGAUGGAGAGACUAUCCUUCACUGCACCAUAGGCCGAGAACACUUUGGGUUGGCAUUUGAAAUCAUUCAUCUUUACGGAAAGGACAUAGUGGGCUCUGUGGAUGAAAAGGGAGUUACUCCUCUCCAUAUCCUGGCCAACAAACCUUCCGCCUUUGAAAGCAGCAGCAAUUUCAGAUGGUACAACAAGCUUGUCUACAACUGCAUAUACGUGAAGUCAUUGAGGAGCCUCGAACAGCACCCAAAGACUGGCCCAUUGCUCCGGAUAAAAUCAUCUGGAAGACAGAGAACCCAGGCUGGAGCGGAUGCAGAAAAUCCAAGUUGGGAUGGACAUGAAAAUGUGCCGCCAAAUUAUUGGACAUGUUUUGACAUUUUCGCGCGUGCGCUCACUUUUGUUAUUCUGUCUGUCGUUGGCAAUGGCACCCUUGGGCUUCGGGAACUAAAGGAUUUGAAGAUGAAGAAACAAAAGCACGUCCGGUGUCGCGAAAUACUGGGUCGACUUUGGGAGCAUAAAGAUGUAGCAUACGUUGGAGGUGGAAGUGCCCUCCACAGCUAUUCCUUACAUCAUGGAACUACCGAAGGAGAACCACCAUUUCCCAGACCUAGUGGUCGGAUCGUUGACAAACAAGGCCAAACGACGAAACAAAAUGAUGAUAGCAAUCAGAAUCAACAGGAAGAUAAAAAGACUGAGGAGGCUAAAAUUGUUGAUGUGGUUGAAAACAAAUUCAAAGGUAACUCUCUGACAUUAAUUAUAUCAGGUCAUUGA
Messenger RNA from Neltuma alba, 1230 nucleotides. RefSeq names its product ankyrin repeat, PH and SEC7 domain containing protein secG-like. The transcript is spliced from 7 exons. The record is from RefSeq and is a predicted model, not a curated record. Bases 1 to 1230 code for a protein of 409 amino acids. Lineage: Eukaryota; Viridiplantae; Streptophyta; Magnoliopsida; Fabales; Fabaceae. Gene Ontology annotation, molecular function: protein binding.